This is a messenger RNA of Cheilinus undulatus (humphead wrasse), 5372 nucleotides long. RefSeq names its product UDP-glucose ceramide glucosyltransferase (gene ugcg). The record is from RefSeq and is a predicted model, not a curated record. Gene Ontology annotation, molecular function: ceramide glucosyltransferase activity. The transcript has 10 exons. Gene Ontology annotation, biological process: glucosylceramide biosynthetic process. Lineage: Eukaryota; Metazoa; Chordata; Actinopteri; Labriformes; Labridae. The coding region runs from base 313 to 1497 and encodes 394 amino acids. Gene Ontology annotation, cellular component: membrane.
CCGUCGGCCGGUCUGCUGACUGUCAAACCGAGAAUCCCGCACCGUGACCCGGACACCAUCACCAGGCCGAGGCCGGUCCCCGCGUCCCCGUCCGAGGAGCUCCUGACCCGGGCCGCUCUCUGACCUCCUCCCGGUGCCCCGCUCCGGAUCUCCAGCCUCCUCCAGCCCCGCUCGCUUCAUCGACGGUCGGAUCCUGGUUCCUCCCCGAUCCCCGGGUCCGUCCCUCUCCGAGGCCGAUCGACUGCUGGACUGCACCCCUAGCGCGUGUGACCCUCCGCCGGCCUCCAGCCCCGGCGGCCCCCGCUGACCGUGAUGUCGGUGCUGGAGCUCGCCCUGCAGGGCCUGGCCGUGUUCGGCUUCAUCCUGUUCUUCGUGCUGUGGCUCAUGCACUUCAUGUCCAUCAUCUAUGUGCGUCUCCACCUCCACAGGAAAAGGUCGGAGGUCAAACAGCCGUUCGUGCAGAUGGUUGGAGUUUCUCUGCUGAAGCCUCUGAAGGGCGUGGACCCCAACCUCAUCUCCAACCUGGAGACGUUUUUCACGCUGGACUACCCCAAGUAUGAGAUCCUGCUGUGUGUUCAGGAUCAGGAUGAUCCAGCUGUGGACGUCUGCAAAAAGCUGUUAGGAAAAUAUCCCAACGUAGACGCUCGACUAUUCAUCGGGGGAAAGAAGGUCGGGAUCAACCCAAAGAUCAACAACCUGAUGCCGGGUUAUGAAGGAGCCAAAUAUGGUCUGGUCUGGAUCUGUGACAGCGGCAUCAGAGUGAAACCAGACACCCUGACAGAUAUGACCAAUCAGAUGACAGAGAAGGUGGGAUUGGUCCACGGGUUACCAUAUGUCGCAGACCGCCAAGGCUUCGCCGCCACUCUGGAGCAGGUUUAUUUUGGGACGUCCCAUCCUCGCUCCUACAUCUCCGCUAAUGUGACGGGGAUCAAAUGUGUGACAGGGAUGUCGUGUCUCAUGAGGAAGGAUGUGUUGGACCAGGCUGGAGGACUGGUCGCCUUCGCUCAGUACAUCGCAGAGGAUUACUUCAUGGCUAAAGCUAUCGCUGACAGAGGAUGGAAGUUCUCCAUGGCAACACAGGUGGCGCUGCAGAACUCGGGGUCGUACUCUAUUGGCCAGUUUCAGUCCCGCAUGAUCAGGUGGACAAAGUUACGGAUAAACAUGCUGCCAGGCACCGUGCUGGAGCCCGUCUCUGAGUGCUUCCUGGCCAGCCUCAUCAUUGGCUGGGCCGCUCAUUACGUGUUCAGGUGGGACAUGAUGGUCUUCUUCAUGUGUCACUGUCUGGCCUGGUUCAUCUUUGACUACAUCCAGCUGACUGGAGUCCAGGGCGGACCCCUCUGCUUCUCGAAGCUGGACUUUGCGGUGGCGUGGUUCAUCAGGGAGUCCAUGGCAGUGCAGAUCUUCCUCUCGGCUCUGUGGGACCCCACCAUCAGCUGGAGGACGGGACGCUACCGCCUACGCUGUGGUGGGACCGCCGAGGAGAUCCUCGACGUCUAGUUACCACGGCAACCUGCUGCCUCUCCCCCUCCUCCUCCUCACGGACGGCGGAGAGGACGAGAGAAAGAGACUGACAUUUGUGUUUCUGUUUUUUAUGAGUCGAACUGAAGAGUGAGUGAGUUUAUCUAUUUAUGUUCCUUUGGUGCUAAAAUGAGUGAUGACUAUGGAGUCAGUGUGGUCGCAAAACUCUAGAGGACUUUUUACCGUCCUGACAUCACGGCUCAGCGAUUCUGGUCUGACCUUCUUCUCCAGUCUUGACAUCUAAACCGGUCUGUGUGCUCCAGACUGCCUCUCUCCUCUCUUUCUGUCACAUUUACUCUCUGAUCUGUCUCCUGUUGAUGAACCGACCAAUAGGAAACAGGUAGAGGAUGGACCAAUUACGUGAGUUCUGGCCGUUGUUGCCGUGUCCCAACAUUCUAUCACACACACGGUAAAAGUCUGAGUAGUGAUCAUCAGACUAUUAUAAAUCUGUCAGAGAGAAACAGAGUGACUCAGCAGAGAGCGCUGAAGACUGAGUCUACUGUUUAAAUCCUAACAAGUCUGGGGGAGGAGCUGGGGUGGAGUUAUAGGAGAACAGCAUAGCAACAGCGGGCAGAGCUAACGUGAUUGGUCCAUCCUCUACCUGUUUCCUAUUGGCUGGUUCAUCAAAGAUCUAAAGAUCAGAGAUCAACAUUCAGAGCUCACAGGUUUGAAAGGAAAGACUGAAGAAAAACCAGAGACCAGAAUCAGUGGGUCAGGAUCUCAGAACGCUGAAACAAACUCCCCAGUUUUGUAACCAUGACGACUCCAUAGCUGCCAGAACAAGCCAAUGAGAGUGCAGGAUGGAUGAGACAAAAAAUAAACAGAAAAAAAGUGAGGGAGUGAUGCAUCGCACUGAAUCGUCUCAUCUUUGAUCACUCAGCCUCGGAAAACAUCAACCAAUCAGGAGGCAGGAGCUGAAAUUCUCAGUCCUGAUUGGAUGUUUCCUUGUUCGUCUCGACUUUAAUGUGUGAAGUUAGUGAAGAUUUUUAUGAACACAUGAAAAAACUCAAAAAAGAGCCGUGAGAGAGUGAAGGAAGCAGAAAUGUUCAGGCCGGCUCCACAUCAGACGCUUUUAGAGGUUUAAACACAGACAUGAGGACCGCCACAGCUGAAACCCUGGACCCUCACCAGACCAGAGGGUCUACUCUAGCUCCAGGACCCACCACAGACCUCUGCACUCUUUUACUGGGACUUUAAAUCUGAACCAGACUUUAAUGAGACAGGUCCUUCAUAAUAAAAGCACAUCAGAGACUGUUUAGGUACACAUCACGGCUUUGUGACCUGGCGGUCUAGAGCGAGGCUCAUCCAGACAGAGAGACCACAACGCUGCUGUCUACGCUAGCACUGUCACCGUGGAGAUCUCACAGAAACUUGGGAUCAAACAUGACUUAACAUGGAGGGUGUCGCCACGACAUCAUUAGCCCCACCCCCCCAUGGCUCGGUCGUGUAUGUUAGCUGCCAUGUUUGUGUCCUGUUGGCCACGCCUCCUGUUCCUCAUUGGCUACUCUGGGUAUGACAUCAGAGUCCUGUAGAUCUGGACUCAGAGCUGUUUAUAUUCAUGAUUCCAGAUCAGGGCACAGAUGGCCCAGACCACGUCCUAUGUACACAAGUGACCAGGUCCAGGCCCAGCCUGUGGCUCCUCCCCCACCUGUGGCUCCUCCCCCACCUGUGGCCACAGCAGGUGGUGCUCACUUUACACAGAGAUCAGAGAGGCUCGGACUGGACCAGGAGCAGAGAACUGAUCACACAGACUCCUCAGACCAGAUCAGGACAGAUACUCAGCUGUGACAGACCUCAUACCAGGACUCUGACCCUAACCCAUCUAGGCGGUUUUAGGGGCCAUGGGGCCUGGACUCGUCUCCUGUGCAGCUGGCCUGACUGACAUUUUUACGCCAUUCUGAUUUAUAAAAUAAAGUGAGCGCCAUUUAAACCCCCAGAUCUAAACUGUUAAAGCGUACCAGUAAAACCACCAGAGGUUAUCAGAUAAACUUUAGAGGACGCCGUUCUCCAGAGCGGCGUAGAUCUGGCCGGUACUCAGGUGUUCCACCUGGAUCUGGGGGAACCCACUGAGCUCUCCAGCCUUAGAUUUCCAUAAAGACUCUCCACAGGUCGCUGAUGGUUUUUAAGAAAAAAAAAAAGUUUGUUUUUAAAUCAGACAAUUAUUUCAUUGUUUUAAAAGUGCUGAUAAUUCAAGCAAAAGAAGUUCAUAAAAAUUAAAUACAAAAAAUCUGAAAACAGGAGAGAGUGGCGAAUCUGUCUUUAUUUAUUAAAAAAUUUAAAAAGUCUCCUGAUCAGUGAUCAAUAAUUUAUUAAUCAAACUGUUGGCAUUAAACAAAAUUCUCUCCGUUCUAAAAUAAUUCAACAUUUUUUUAUAACUUUGUCAUCUCACUAUAAAGUUAAAUAAUUUUUUUUAUUUUCAACAAUAAAACUAAAAAAACUUCCCAUAGUGUGUUUAUGAGAUUUCAGAAUAAAAGUCCUGGAGAACAAAUUUGUAAAUGAAUUAAAUCUCAUGAAUGAGUAAAAUCUUCAUUUUUAACCUAAGAAUAAAAACUAAAGUUUCUUUCUCUUCUCUGACUUCACAGUAAAAAACAUUCAAACGUCGAGUUUCUGAUUUAAGAAGCUGAUUUAAAGUGAACAAGUUCUGCCAACAUCCUGGACUCUUUUAAAACCUGUUCCUAUCCUGACAAGUAGAAGAAAAAAGACUUUUACCCAGCGAGCACUGAAGGAAUCGACCAAUCAGUAUUCAGACGCCAAAUGGUCGAAACAUUUCACCCAACAUCAAAGAAAGAAAAAAAAAAGGACCAAAAAAAUAAAAAAAUCACAUUUCUGAACGUAAAUCUACCAGUCUGAUCACUGUACACGAGUGUGUGUAAACGAGUGUGUGUUAACGAGCAAAUGUAUAUGAGUGUGUUAACUAGCAUGUGUAAAACGAAUGUGUGUUAACGAGCACAUGUAAGAGUGUGUUAACUAGCAUGUGUAAACAAGUGUGUGUGAACGAGUGUGUGUAAACGAGUGUGUGUAAACGAGUGUGUGUAAACGAGUGUGUGUUAACAAGCAAAUGUAAAUGAGUGUGUUAACUAGCAUGUGUAAACAAGUGUGUGUGAACGAGUGUGUGUAAACGAGUGUGUGUAAACGAGUGUGUGUAAACGAGUGUGUGUUAAUGAACAUGUGUAAAUGAGUGUGUUAAUGAGUCUAUGUGAACGAGUGUGUGCAAAUGAGCCUGUGUUAAUGGCUUUGUGUGAUCGAGUCCAUGUUAAUGAGUCUGUUAACAAGUGUGUGUUGACAAGCACAUUUUAACAAGUCUGUGUGAACAAGUCUUCGUAAACAAGUCCGUGUUAACGAGUGUGUGUAAACAAGUCAGUGGUUAUGUGUCUGUGUUAACGAGUGUGUGUGAAUAAAGAUGUGUGAAUGAGUCUGUUAUGAUCGGUGUAAAUGUGCUUCAGACGUGUUUAGGAGUUUAACGAGUGUGUGUUAAUGAAUGUGUGUUAAUGAUUGUGUUCAUAAAUGUGUUAAUGAGUGUGUGUUAAUUGUUGUGUGUUAAAGAAUUUUUUAAUAAGUGUGUGUUAAUGAGUGUGUUAAUGAUUGUGUAUUAAUUAAUGUGGGUUAACGAUUGUGUGUUAAUGAGUGUGUGUUAAUGAGUGUGUUAAUGAUUGUGUAUCAAUUAAUGUGGGUUAACGAUUGUGUGUUAAUGAGUGUGUGUUAAUGAGUGUGUUAAUGAUUGUGUAUCAAUUAAUGUGGGUUAACAAUUGUGUGUUAAUGAGUGUCUGUUUAUGGGUGUGUGUAUGAAUGUGUGUUAAUGAGUGUGUGUUAAUGAGUGUGUGUUAAUGGGUGUGUGUAUGAAUGUGUGUUAAUGA